Messenger RNA from Lolium rigidum, 1122 nucleotides. Its product is annotated as transcription factor BHLH6-like. Gene Ontology annotation, cellular component: nucleus. Gene Ontology annotation, molecular function: DNA-binding transcription factor activity; sequence-specific DNA binding; protein dimerization activity. NCBI's taxonomy places the organism in Eukaryota, Viridiplantae, Streptophyta, Magnoliopsida, Poales, Poaceae. Bases 223 to 1122 code for a protein of 299 amino acids. Gene Ontology annotation, biological process: regulation of DNA-templated transcription. The record is from RefSeq and is a predicted model, not a curated record. The transcript is spliced from 6 exons.
AAUUUACGCUAUCCACACAAGCUGCAUCACAUAUUCCCGCCCACUUAUCAUUACAUGCUUUGCGACUUUGCGUAUAUAAAGCAUUUGGGUGGCUAUGUGCUGAAUAUGUGAAGAAGUGUCCCUGAUUAGUGAUUAUUGUACUACUAGCACAAGAGACAAGCACGAGUGAGAAAUAAUAUAGGAGAGUGAGGACUGAGGAGAUCGACUCGAUCGUCCAGAUCGAUGGAGGACGUGAGCUUCGAUUCCUUCUGGGAGACGCCAAGCUUCUUGGACGCCCAGGUGCUCGAGUUCGACUUCCAGGCCCAGGUGCUCGAGCUCGACUUAGUUGACAGCAUGUACCAGCCGGGGGAGGAUUCGCUGUCCGGUCUCUACUCCUGCUACGACGACUCGAGCUCGCCGGACGGCGCCAACUCCUGGUCGACGGCGACCACGAGGGCGGCCAGGGAGAGCAAGAACAUGAUCAUGGAGAGGGACCGCCGCAGGAAGCUCAACGAGAAGCUCUACGCCCUCCGCGCCGUCGUCCCCAACAUCACCAAGAUGGACAAGGCGUCCAUCAUCCAGGACGCCAUAGCCUACAUCGAGGAGCUGCACCAGGAGGAGCGGCGGAUCCUCGCGGAUAUUUCCGACCUAGAAUCGGGCAGCUGCACCACCCUGGUCAAGACGGAGGAAGACGGCGCCGGUUUUCCGCCAUGGAAGAAGAUGAGGACGACAACCUCAGCCUCCUCUGUCCACGACGCCAUCUGUUCCCCUGCCACUCGUCCUGUCGAAAUCCUCGAGCUGGAAGUGACGGAGGUAGGUGAGAAGCUGGCGGUGGUGAGCGUGAGGUACGCCAAGACGAGGGGCGCCAUGGCGAUGGUGUGCAAGGCGCUCGAGUCGCUCUGUCUCAAGGUCAUCACAGCAAGCGCUACCACUAUGGCCGGCAGCAUCAUCCACACCAUGUUUGUCGAGACAGAUGGAAUGUAUGGUGCUGAGACGAUCAAGGAGACGGUACAGGCUGCGAUCGGCCAGCUCCAUGUCGUGUUCCCCACCCCUCCCGACACCGGCGAGGCCAGUCGGAGGAGGGGGAAUGGACCUAUGGUAGAAGCGGAGGUGGAGGCGGAGCUUCUUGGAAGUGGCGGCUAG